Molecule: messenger RNA, 428 nt
Organism: Cricetulus griseus (Chinese hamster)
Lineage: Eukaryota; Metazoa; Chordata; Mammalia; Rodentia; Cricetidae
Source: RefSeq, a predicted model, not a curated record
CACGACCCCAGGUCUAGCUUCGUUCCGAUUGUAAGAUGGCAGCCUCCGCCGUGGGCCGAGCAAUGGCGCUGAGUACGCGUGGCAGUCAGCAUGUUGCUUUCGUCAGGAGAAUUCCUUGGACCGCGGCGACGAGUGAGCUGAGAAAACAUUUUGCUCAGUUUGGCAAUAUAAAAAGGUGUAAUGUACCUUUUGACAGAGAGACUGGCUUUCACAGAGGCAUGGGUUGGGUUCAGUUUUCUUCAGAGGAAGAACUUCAGAAUGCACUACAACAAGAAAAUCAUAUUAUUGAUGGAGUAAAGUGCUUUUUCCCUCCACAGAUGGAUGUUAAAGCUUGGAAAGAAAGGAUUUUGCAAAGGGCUCAAACAUCUGAUGAAGACAGAGACUUCUGAGAUGGUUACUGUAGUACCCAUUAAAUAAAUGUAAAGAGA